AGAGGGUCCUUCUAACAUCAGUGCCUUUCUGUGGUUAGGGAAGGGCGGCUUUUGUAGAACUUAAUUAGCCUUCGGGAAUUUUUAGUAUUUCUCCCAAUACAAUACAAAUAAGAAACCAUUUUGAAUAUAAUAUAACAAUUGUUGAAUCAUGAUUGGAUCAGAGAACACGUUUUUCUGUUCAUGCUUAUAAACUUUUUUCUUCUAUCUCAAUUGAUAGCUUCUGAAAAGUAUACUAUAUUCCGUUCAUGCUUAUAAUUAAAUAUAAACUAACCAUGUUUUUUUUAAUUUAAAUCACCAACCAUGUUCUAUCACUGGGAAAUUAACAAAAAUAAAAGAAAAGGACAAUACGAGUAUGAGUUGGUAUAUUCAACAAUGGAGCACUAUGGGAGAUUCAGGACCUCUGCUGAAAAUCCCACGCCUAGAUUUUGUUGAAUAAAUAAUUCUUUGAUUUGUUUACUAUUACAAUUAAAAUAACUGCCAAAAAAUAAACAUAUAUAAAUAUAAAGUUGAGUUAUAUUUUUAUGAUGAUUGAAACCGACGUUUUGAUAUUAUAUUUACCUUAAAAGAUAACCAAUUGACAAUUUGAAAACCUCCCUUCUUCAGCUUGGAUACAUGCCGUCCAUAUAUCGAUUGUCUAUUAUAGCGAAUGUUAAAUACUAUCACCCCUCACUUUUUAAUUCACAUUAUGCAUUUUUAUAGUUAUGAAAAUUGAUACACGAACGGUCCAAAUUAAAUCACUGUGCUCAUUGUUCCACCCACAUUACAAUUAUAAAAACGAUCAUCUAUCUCUCCGACAAACUUAAAAACAUAAGCCAAAGUUGGGUAAUCUCUACCUCCCUCUCUCAUAAACACUAGACACUAUAACCUCACACAGAUUUUUUUUUAACAUGAAACUCUCAGUUUAUAUUAUUCUUAGUAUUCUCUUCAUUUCGACGGUAUUUUACAAAAUACAGUUUACCGAGGCGAGACAGUUGCGGAAAACCAACGAUCAAGAUCAUGAUGAUCGUCAUUUCACAGUCGGGUACACUGAUGAUUUUGGGCCUACUUCUCCUGGUAACAGUCCAGGCAUUGGUCAUAAGAUGAAGGAGAAUGAAGAAAAUGUUGAAGGGUAUAAAGAUGACUUCGAACCUACGACGCCAGGACAUAGUCCCGGCGUUGGACAUACUGUCAAGAACAAUGAGCCUAAUUGUUAGAAAAGGUUUCAUAGUUUAGCGUACUUCUUCAUUGCUUUUGCUAAAUUAAUAUGAAAUUUAAAAUUAUUGUGCAAGUGCAGUUUUAAUUUA
Arabidopsis lyrata subsp. lyrata is the source of this 1283-nucleotide messenger RNA. RefSeq lists its product as uncharacterized. Gene Ontology annotation, molecular function: hormone activity. Gene Ontology annotation, cellular component: extracellular region. The record is from RefSeq and is a predicted model, not a curated record. Lineage: Eukaryota; Viridiplantae; Streptophyta; Magnoliopsida; Brassicales; Brassicaceae. Bases 888 to 1193 code for a protein of 101 amino acids. The transcript has a single exon. Gene Ontology annotation, biological process: regulation of root development; nitrate import; regulation of leaf morphogenesis.